Molecule: messenger RNA, 936 nt
Organism: Trematosphaeria pertusa
Lineage: Eukaryota; Fungi; Ascomycota; Dothideomycetes; Pleosporales; Trematosphaeriaceae
Exons: 2
Coding region: 1-936 (311 amino acids)
Source: RefSeq, a predicted model, not a curated record
AUGGCCUACCACCAGCCCCAGGUUCUUUCUCCCCUCGCUGAGAUGGACACCUCUGCUCCUUCCAGCCUUCGUGCUCGGAAGAUGUCCGCCGGAGGCAACAGGUCCUGGUCCGAAGAAGAGACCCGCAUGCAGAAGAUGCCGUACAAGCACAUUGCGGCCCACCUCAAGAAGACCGAGUUGGCUUGCCGCCUGCACUACCACCAAUUGUCGCACGGAAGCCACCGCCGUAAGCGAACCUCCUCCGUCUCCUCGUCGACGUCUUGCAGCUCCGCCGGCCAGUCCCCGGCUUAUUCAAUGGCAGUGGACCAUGAUGAGUAUUCUCAGUCAUCCCGCCAUGGCUCGCCUAUGAGCUACACCGGCGGCAGCCCGCACGUCAGGCAUGCUACGGUCACCAACUCUCCUGGCCGUAACCAGCACAAGAUCCUUCUUCCCAAGCCGCGUCCGCUCACUCCCCGGGAGUCCCCUGAACCACACAAUGCCCUUCGCAUCAACACCGAGGUCGCACAUCAGCCCAAGGUCGUCGACACCGACCGCCUUCGUGCUAUCUACGAGGCUCGUCGCCAGCAGUUCUGGGCUACUGUCGCUGCUGACUAUGGCACUGAUGUCUCCCCGGCUCAGCUUGAGGAGAUCUGGCGCACCGGUUCCAGCGCCGUCCGUCCUCCGACUCCCGACGCCUCUCCCGACGGUAGCAUCAUGCACAACCCUAUCCUGAAGCCGUCGCCCUUCCCGUACGCCUCCCCGAUCAGCAGCGACCCGAGCAAGCACUUCAGCCCCAUGAACAUCAGCGCCGUGUCUGCUCCGGAACGGAUGCCGUAUAUGCUGCCCAUGCCUGUUCCGUCUGCUGGACGCCAACGUGCGGGUACCUGGAGCUCUGCCCCUCGCGAUAACGUCCCCAUCGCGAGCCUGCUGACCGAGGACAAGAACCCGCGGAACUAG